Episyrphus balteatus (marmalade hoverfly) is the source of this 4023-nucleotide messenger RNA. It is a transcript of the gene nebu, whose product is annotated as facilitated trehalose transporter Tret1. Gene Ontology annotation, biological process: carbohydrate transport; transmembrane transport. The transcript is spliced from 4 exons. The record is from RefSeq and is a predicted model, not a curated record. Lineage: Eukaryota; Metazoa; Arthropoda; Insecta; Diptera; Syrphidae. Gene Ontology annotation, molecular function: sugar transmembrane transporter activity. Bases 1193 to 2731 code for a protein of 512 amino acids. Gene Ontology annotation, cellular component: membrane.
GGAACGAAUACAAAUUUGCUAUUGGCUUCGAUUGGGGGCUGGUGCUCGCAGUAUACAAGUCACGUCACAACUUUCUCGCGUCAGCACUUCUAGUUUAACAAUUAAGUCGUCGUUACACAACACACAAGACACAACAUAAUCUACCAUACCUACGUCGACAUAAAGAAUUUCGGGGUCGCCCACAACCUUGCUGUUUCUGUGCCUGCUGUGUGUACCUUUUUUUUCGUUUUGAUAUCGAUAAACUUAAAUUAUUUUCGGGAGCUUUUUAAUAAAUUAAAUAUUUUUAUAGCCCCACUAAAAGCAAUAUACCUACCACAAGCUAAUAGCAGCUCAGCUACUUUAAACAAAGAUUAUAAUCAAUUCAGCUGCCAGUUGGUUUGGUUUUUUGGUGUACCGUUGUAUAUUUUAGUCGCAAUCUCUUUUAGCCACUCUCCGUCUUUCUCGUCUCCGUGGCUCUGUGGCUUGGCUCCGUUACUGAAUCGAAAUUCGAAUAUAAUAAUGACCACUUCCUUGUGCUUGCUAUCAAAAAUAGUUUCUCGUCAGUAGGAGAAGCAGCACGUCAAUCGGCAGUGCGUGGUACUAAAAAUAUACAUAAACCCUCCAUCAGAACGGAAUUUUCCUCCAUGCAUAUCGAAUACUUGUGGUGAUAAUAAUACGAGUAUAUACAUAUCAUUGCUUUUUGUCUUAAAGAAGUUGAAUCGUGUUGUUAAAUUAUUUAAAAAAUCAUUUUCUUGUAAUUUUUUGUUACGAGCAAAAUUGUUUUGUGUUGUUUUGUGUUGCGUGUGACAUUAAGGAGCCGAUUCAAAGUCAAACGCUUCUGAGCAUGCCCUAAAAAUUUCGGAAGGACAUAAAAUAGUACUCCUUGUUGGCGCUCGCUCUUCUUUUGCAUAGGAUAAUAACUUUCAUCUAAGGGCAAACGGUAUUCUGCCACCCGCACAUUAUAAGCUUUAAUAUUUAAAAUAACAUACUCUCAGAGUUUGGUUGUCGUUUUUCAAUCAUCGUUUUUUUUUUUGUCUCGAUUUUAAAAUUUAUUGAAAAAUAAAUAAAAAACUCAAUAGCGCAGAAAAAUUUGCGUUAUCUAUUUAUUUAUUGAAGAGAGAAGACAUUUGCAUGUUUUGUGUUUUUAUUGUGUAAAUAUAAAUUAUCUGUUGAAAUUGAAAGUACCUUGCUACUUAAGAAGCAAAAAAUAAAAAUGUCUGAAACGAAAAUGAUUGAGAGUACAGAAGAAAGCUCCCGUCUGCUGGAGACUACCAAUCCGGAGAGCUAUGGAGUCCGACAACCGGUUAAAUUAUCCGUUCAGGAACAAGAAACUCUCCUCACUAUGGUCGCUGGAGAUAAUAAAUCUAAAAAAUUGCCCCAAUAUGUUGCAGCUUUGGCAGCAACUGGAGGAGCAUUAGCGGCUGGUGCUCUCCUUGGUUGGUCAUCGCCAGCUGAAAAGGAAAUAGUCAGUGCUUCCUACAAAUUUCCCAUGACCAAAGAACAAUUCUCAUGGAUCGGAUCUGCUGUUACUUUGGGAGCAGCCUGUGUAUGCAUUCCAAUUGGAUUUUUGAUCAAUAUUAUUGGUCGAAAAUUGACAAUGUUGCUAUUGGUACUACCGUUCACACUUGGCUGGUGUCUGCUUAUUUGGGCCCAAAAUUUCGAAAUGAUGUUCAUUGCUAGAUUCAUCUUGGGUAUAUCAGGAGGUGCAUUUUGUGUAACGGCACCCAUGUACACGGGAGAGAUUGCACAGAAAGAAAUUCGUGGAACAUUGGGAAGUUUCUUCCAAUUGAUGAUAACUAUUGGUAUUCUGUUUGUGUAUGCGCUUGGAGCUGGAGUUGAUGUGUUUUGGCUGAGUAUUAUCUCUGGUAUGAUACCGCUGAUUUUUGGAGCCAUCUUUGUGUUUAUGCCAGAGUCUCCAACUUAUUUGGUAAGCAAAGGAAAGAACGAAAGUGCAAUUAAAUCUAUCCAAUGGCUCCGAGGUAAUGACUACAACUACACUGCUGAACUUGAAGAACUUAAAGAAACUGAUGCUCACAUUAAACAAAACCCCGUGUCAAUCGGUUCGGCCUUGACUCGCAGAGUUACCAUUAAAGCUUUGAUUAUAAGCUUGGGUCUGAUGUUUUUCCAACAAUUGAGUGGUAUUAAUGCCGUUAUUUUCUACACAACCUCUAUAUUCAGGGAUGCUCAAACUGGAAUCGAUGAAAGUCUCUCCACAAUUGUUGUUGGUCUUAUGCAAGUUAUUGCCACUUUUAUCUCCGUUAUGGUUGUUGACAAACUUGGCCGCCGAAUUCUUUUGCUAGCUUCAUCAGCUGUUAUGGUUAUUUCGACCGUACUUAUGGGAUUGUACUUCUUUAUGCAAAGUAAUGACAGUAGCUCAGUAGACAACCUUGGAUGGUUGCCAGUUGUAUCGCUAUGUGUCUUCAUUGUCAUGUUCUCAAUUGGAUUUGGCCCAGUUCCAUGGCUGAUGAUGGGUGAGCUCUUCGCUUCUGACAUCAAAGGUGUUGCUGGUUCAAUUGCUGGAACAACAAAUUGGAUCUUGGCAUUCAUUGUUACAAAAGUUUUUGUAAAUCUCCAGAACGCAUUGGGUGCAGGAGAAACAUUUUGGCUAUUCUCUGCCAUUACAUUCAUUGGAUUCAUAUUUGUUUACUUCUUUGUGCCAGAAACAAAGGGCAAAUCUCUGAAUGAAAUCCAGAAUAUGUUGGAGGGAAAAACUGUGGAAAACUCAACGAGUGGCGAAAAGUCUCCACAAUAAGUUAGAAGUCUCCAAAGUCCGCUGUCGCCAUAAGCCAUGAGUUUAUAUAUUUUUAAUUAUUGUUUAUAGUUUUCUUAUUCUUUUUUGUAUGUAAAAAGAUUGAAGCAAAAACGAUUACAGUACCUAGUUGUUAAGUGCCCCAAUGACAUUCUGUCAUAAUGUUAUUGUUUUUUAUGGAUUUUAUUCAAAAAAGACAAAUUUGUUAAUGUUUCACAUACACUCAUACAUUCAGCUCCAAAAAUUAUACAUAAUAUACAAAAUGUGUGAGCUUUUUAACUUUUAAGACUGAACGUCAGAAACAGAAUUAUUGUUACCCCAAUUGUUGCCCCGUUUUAAUUCAAAAAUAAGGUGGACAAUUUAUACAAAAAAUUUAUAUUGAAGAGAGCAUUUAGAAACCUUACAUAUUCAAUAUGCAUUUAAUUAUAUAAAUCUUAUUACCACUUACACCGAGUAACAUAAAUGAAGCAUUUUUGGACGUGUUUUUUGAGAGAAAUGUGCAUAUUUUUGUAGAUAGAGCGUGUAUUCUUUGGAAGUAUGGACCUUGCAACCAAACCAAAUAAUAUUAACUAUAAACUAUACAAAACUCAUUCUAUCGUGUUGUUUUUGUAUUGUCAUGUAACAUGAGUAUUUUUAUGUGACUUAAGUCUCUGUCUAUCUAUAUUUCUAAAAUAUUUAGUAUAAAUUAUUUAAGUUUUAAAAUAUUUUAUUAUGUGAAAAUGAUUUAUUUUUUAUUAUUACAUAAUUAUGAACAAUUUAAAUUUAAUUUUGUUUUUUUUUUUGUAUAAAAUCGUUUUAUUAUUUUAAUUUUAUUUUUUAGAUUUUAAAUUAGUAAAUAAUAUUUUAAUUAGUCAACAAAUAAUAUAAUUAUAAUGCUGUUAAGUAUAUCUCUCUUAAACAUAUUUUUAUAUAUAAAUGUGACAUUGUUUUGUAGUUUGUAAAUAGUUUUGUUGUAAAUAAGUUAGACAAACAAAAAAAUUAAAUAAAAAUAAAAAUGUUUUGUCAAUUUUUAUAGUUUAAUAAAACAAUUAAGUACUAUUGUAUAGUUUAAACGAAAUUGUUUUUUUAGUAAAAGAAAAAAAUUGUUAAACAUAUUUUAAUAUCUUAUUGCCACCAAAUAAUAAAUUCUAACACCGAGUAUUAUAUACAAAUACAAAAGACAUUUGGAGGUAGAUAAAUUAUUUUAUUUUAACUACAAAAAUUGAUUGUUUGAGAGAUAUAUUUAUUUCCUAUAGUAUUGUAGCAGAAAUUGCAUUAUACAUAAAUAAACAGAAAAAUAUAAUAAUUGUACAAAA